Messenger RNA from Camarhynchus parvulus, 2007 nucleotides. It is a transcript of the gene PCBP4, whose product is annotated as poly(rC) binding protein 4. Gene Ontology annotation, molecular function: mRNA binding. Gene Ontology annotation, cellular component: nucleus; cytoplasm. Gene Ontology annotation, biological process: negative regulation of mRNA splicing, via spliceosome. The transcript is spliced from 13 exons. The coding region runs from base 191 to 1453 and encodes 420 amino acids. The record is from RefSeq and is a predicted model, not a curated record. NCBI's taxonomy places the organism in Eukaryota, Metazoa, Chordata, Aves, Passeriformes, Thraupidae.
AAGAGCGAGGGGGGCCCCGGCGUGGACCGGGGUGGGGGCCGGGGCUGCCAGCUUGGCCCUGGCCUGUCAAGCGGCUCAUUGUUCCUGCCCCGGGUGUCACUGGGCGCCGCCGGGGACAAUGUGGCACUGAGAGGGGCGGCCGGCGGUGGAGGGACGAGGCGCACGGAAAGGCUCAUCUCGCCCUUCCGCCAUGGCAUCGCCGGACGGAGCCAGUGGCGUGGGCGGCAGUCCCGAGGAGACAGAGCUCAGCAUCACCCUGACCCUCCGCAUGCUCAUGCACGGCAAGGAGAUUGGCAGCAUCAUCGGCAAGAAAGGAGAGACUGUUAAGAGGAUACGAGAACAGAGCACUGCACGCAUCACUAUCUCGGAAGGGUCCUGCCCCGAGCGCAUCACCACCAUCACCGGCUCCACCGACGCCGUCUUCCGCGCUGUCUCCAUGAUCGCCUUCAAGCUGGAGGAGGACCUGGGAGCAGGGGGCGAUGGGGUGUCAGCAGGCAGAGCCCCGGUGACCCUGCGCCUUGUCAUCCCCGCCAGCCAGUGCGGCUCCCUCAUCGGCAAGGCGGGAGCCAAGAUCCGGGAGAUCCGGGAGAGCACAGGGGCACAGGUGCAGGUGGCUGGUGACUUGCUGCCCAACUCCACUGAACGGGCUGUCACGGUCUCGGGGGUGCCAGACACCAUCAUCCAGUGCGUGAGGCAGAUCUGCGCUGUCAUCCUGGAGUCGCCUCCGAAGGGGGCCACCAUACCCUACCACCCCGGUCUCUCCCUGGGCACCAUCCUGCUCUCUGCCAAUCAGGGCUUCUCCAUGCAGGGCCAGUACAGCGGUGUCUCUCCUGCAGAGGUGACGAAGCUGCAGCAGCUGUCAGGGCAUGCGCUUCCCUUCGCCCCCCUCGGCCAUGCACCCACCAUGGUGCCAGGUCUGGAUGCCAGCUCCCAGAGCAGCUCCCAGGAGUUCCUGGUGCCCAAUGACCUCAUCGGCUGCAUCAUCGGCCGGCACGGCAGCAAGAUCAGCGAGAUCAGGCAGAUGUCAGGUGCCCACAUCAAGAUUGGCAACCAGACUGAGGGCUCCAGUGAGCGGCACGUGACCAUCACAGGGACCCCUGUCAGCAUCACCCUGGCUCAGUACCUCAUCACAGCCUGCUUAGAGACUGCUAAAUCUACCUCCCAGGUGCCACCAGGCCCUGGCUCCAUGGACCUCGGCAUGGGCUUCUCCCAGCCCCUCGCCCCAGGCUCUGGUGCAGCUCUUCCCACCGUCACCCCAGCGCCCCCGGCCCUGCUGGGCACCCCCUACGCCAUCUCCCUCUCCAACUUCAUCGGCCUCAAGCCCGUGUCCUUCCUGGCACUGUCCCCAUCCUCCGUGGCAGGUCCCAAUGGUGGCACCACCACCUACACGACCAAGAUCUCAGCAGCCAACGGCACCAAGAAAGCUGACCGGCAGAAGUUCUCGCCCUACUGAACCCCACUGGUGGGUGGGCCAGGGGGUCCAGGGUGCUACUCAGUAGCAGGGACACCUUCCUGCCACCCACCCUGAUCUCAGCCUCUGCCAGGCGCCCCAUGUCCCCCACCCCAGGGAAGGGAAGGGUCCUUCCUGGUGGUGAUGCCUGUUGGAGGAAGGGGCAGUUUUGUUGCCUGCUGUCCGUCCCAGCAGCACUGUGCCCCCCUCCCUGGUUUUCUGCACAGAGACCAUGUGUCCUAGUAUUGGGUGGGGGGGCUGUCCCUGCUGGCCUGGGGUCCCUUCUCCCAGUGCCCUGUGCUGGUGUGGGACCCCUACUUCCUGCUCCUCACCCUGCCUCCCCUGCCAUCCUGCUCAUGCCCACACUCCAUCUGGCACCCAAAAGCCAGGUCCCACUGGAUGAGGAGGGCCUGGCCUCUCCAGGAGUCCCACUUCCACUGGCUCUGGUGGGGGUCCCUCCCUGGGCCACCCUGGGGCAAUCGCCUCCCAGCAACCCCAUCCAAGAGCCAGUCCCUGCUGGCUUGGAAAUGCUGUAUAUAUAUGAGUCUAUAUUUUUC